AUGAACUAUAACGACGACUCUACACCGGCAGUCUGCGACUCCUGCCUUGGUUCCAAUCCGUAUGUUGAGAUGAAACGUCUACGGAACGGUGCAGAAUGCAAACUUUGCACACUGCCAUUCACCGUCUUCAAAUGGAAUUCAGAUAAGUCGAAUCUGAAAGGUACAGCAAAUCUAAAGAAAACAGUCAUUUGCUUGACCUGUGCAAGGGCAAAGAACUGCUGCCAAUCCUGUAUGCUGGAUUUAACAUUUGGGGUGGACUUGCAAACAAGAGACAAACUGUUGAAAUUAGCCAGAUUGGAUGAUACAUCUACAACUACCACCAGUAACAUCAACAAUGAGAGUGAUAUUGUCACAAAUGCCAAAAAUAUCACUAGUAGACUCUACAAUUCUAGACAACUCAAUAAUAAAUUCCAAAAUGAGGAAAUCAAACACUUGAUUGAUAAUGGUAAACUAAAAGAAGAUUUACAAUCCAACUUGGAGAAAAUCAUCAACGUUGAUGAUGAAAAGAAGAAAAUCCUAACUUUGUUGAAAGGUUUACCAUUAAAUGGCAAUUUAAAAUAUACCCCCAGUGAUAAAUCUAUUAAAACAUUGUUUAUAUUUGGGAUACCCAAAUCGUUGUCAGUUCCAGAGAUAAAAGAUUAUUUCAGCAAAUUUGGUGAUGUUAUAAUACAUUCCAGAAAUUCUUUUGCGUUUGUUGAAUUCACAAGCAGGGCAAAUGCGGAAAAAGCAGCAACUUCAGUCUAUAAGCAGCAUUUGAACGUCAAUAAUAAAAAUUCUUAUAACUCACCCUGUCUGUUGAUUAUUAAUAGAAAUCCCAUCCGUGUGGCUUGGUCAACUUCUUAUCCCCUACGUAAUUAUUUGGAAACUGAAUUAAUACAGAUCGGAAAAAUUAUAAACAAACAAAUGAUCAAGUUGUCUAAAAUGGACAAAAGAAAUGGUUCUAUUACAAAAUCAAAAAUAGCAAAGAAAUAA
Molecule: messenger RNA, 972 nt
Organism: Pichia kudriavzevii
Lineage: Eukaryota; Fungi; Ascomycota; Pichiomycetes; Pichiales; Pichiaceae
Exons: 1
Coding region: 1-972 (323 amino acids)
Cellular component (GO): Prp19 complex; U2-type catalytic step 2 spliceosome; U2-type catalytic step 1 spliceosome
Molecular function (GO): U6 snRNA binding; pre-mRNA binding
Source: RefSeq, a predicted model, not a curated record